Messenger RNA from Oppiella nova, 1413 nucleotides. The record is from the annotation of a GenBank genome assembly. Lineage: Eukaryota; Metazoa; Arthropoda; Arachnida; Sarcoptiformes; Oppiidae.
AUGGCAAAGACACCGGCGAUUGGCAUAGACUUGGGUACCUCGUACUCGUGUGUGGGGGUGUUUCAGCAUGGUAAAGUGUGGAUCAUUGCCAAUGACCAGGGCAAUAGGACAACGCCCUCGUACGUAGCGUUCACAGACACGGAGCGACUGAUUGGAGACCCGGCUAAGAAUCAGGUGAAUAUGAAUCCGUCGAAUACGGUGUUUGACGCCAAGAGACUGUUUGGCCGGCGCUUUGAUGACCUCCCGGUUCAGUCAGAUAUGAAUCACUGGCCCUUCGAUGUGGUGUCCGAUUCGGGCAAACCUAAGAUCAAAGUGGACUAUAAGGGAGAGUCGAAGUACUUCUCUCCCGAAGAGAUCUCAGCGAUGGUGUUGAUGAAGAUGAAGGAGAUCGCGGAGACAUACCUGGGCGGACAGGUGUCCAAUGCCGUGGUGUCAGUGCCCGCCCUUUACAACGAGAGUCAACGUCAGGCGAUCAAAGACGUGGGAACUAUCAGUGGUCUCAAUGUCCUGAGGAUUAUCAGUGAGCCGACGGCCGCCGCCUUUGCGUACGGGUUCGACAUUAGGGGUCAGGGAGAUCAGGGAGAGCGCAAUGUCCUUAUCUUCGACUUAGGCGGCGAUGCGCUCGACGUGUCGGUCCUCGCCAUCGAAGACUGUAUCUUUGAAGUGAAGUCAAUGGCCGGAGACUUGCAUUUGGGAGGCGAGGACUUCAACAUCCGACUCGUCAACCAUUUCGUACGUCAGUUCAAACGCCAGCACCGGAAGGAUCUGUCGGUGAAUAAGCGAGCGAUGCGUCGGCUGAGGACGGCCUGCGAGGCCGCGAAGAGGACGCUCUCGACCUCCACUUCGGCGUCCGUCGAAAUGGAAUCACUCUUCGAUGGCAUAGACUUCUACUCAACGAUCACGAGAUCCCGGUUUGAAGAGCUGAAUGAAGACCUGUUUCGGUCGACUCUGAAACCGGUGGAGAGGGCGUUGAGGGACUCCAAGCUGGAUAAGGGUCAGGUGCACGAUGUGGUACUGGUGGGCGGGUCGACACGGAUCCCCAAAAUCCAAAAACUUCUUCAAGACUUCUUCGGAGGUAAACAACUGAACAAAAGCGUUAAUCCGGACGAAGCGGUCGCAUACGGGGCCGCAGUUCAGGCGGCGAUCCUCAACGGCGACAGGAGUGAAGCCGUGCAGGAUCUCCUGCUGCUUGACGUGACCCCCCUGUCCCUGAGCAUUGAGAGUGCAGAUGGAAUGAUGACCACUGUUAUCAAACGCAACACAACUAUCCCCACUCGUCAGACCCACACAUUGACUACCGAUUCGGACAAUCAGUCGGUAGUUCCCGUUUGGGUGUAUGAGGGGGAGGGAGCCAUGACUCGAGAUAACAACCUUUUGGGCAAAUUCUGGUUAACAGGCAUUCCUCCGGCGCCC